This is a messenger RNA of Schistosoma margrebowiei, 240 nucleotides long. The record is from the annotation of a GenBank genome assembly. NCBI's taxonomy places the organism in Eukaryota, Metazoa, Platyhelminthes, Trematoda, Strigeidida, Schistosomatidae.
AUGAAGACUCUUAACGACGAGAAAGGAACUUUAUAUAAUAAUAAUAAUAAUAAUAAUAAUAAUAAUAAUAAUAAUAAUAAUAAUAAUAAUAAUAAUAAUAAUAAUAAUUGCGUAUUUAUAAAUUUGACAAAUAAGGGGAAUGUUUAUUUUUCACAAGAUUUACGUAGUUUAAUGUGUGUUAUUCACAUGUUAAGACUAAAAAAAGUAUCAUCCUAUGAUCAUGAAACUAAUUUCAGUUGA